UUUACAAAAUGGCGGACAAAACAAAAUUUUUAUUGUAAAUCGUAACUUUUUUGGCUACUGUAUCGUUUCUAAACAAACAAUGGCAUCGAAAAGGAAAAGAGAAGUAGAAGAAGAUAAUUUGUCUACGCCUGCAUCAAAACUGCUGAAGCAGGAUGAAGUAACCAGGUCUGGGAGAGUUAGAAAGAAACCUGCAAAGUUUGUGGAAGAAGAAGAAGAAGCGGAAACUAAACUAGAUGUUACUAAGCUACCACGUUCUCCACCAGCACCACGGGUCCAGCAGGCCCAAGUGCCAGCAACAUCACCAGUGCCUUCGGCAAAGAUUGUAAUGGUUCCAGUAAAACAGGACAUAAACCAGGAAGUACUAACUCAGUACAAGGAGGAUGUAUCCUCCACUGAUGAAGAUGUUGGAAAGACCGCUGGAAGAUCAUCUAGGGCAAGGAAGAAGUCUGCAAAGGUAUUGGAGAUGGAGGAAUUCGAAGAAGCAGAGAAAAAGCAGGUUAAGAAAGACCCUAACAAGAAAAGCAAGUCUCCAGUGGCACAAACAGGACAUGGUGAGGCACAACCAAUACCCACUACAAACUUGCCAAACCUACUGAAUUUUAAAGAGGAAGAUGAUGGUUUGAUGAUUCCAGAAGAAGAAGUUGUAACCACAGAGAAAAAAGGUGGGAAAGAUUCAAAGAAAAAAUCUGCAAAGGGCAAGAAAAAGACCACUUCUUUACAACUUGGGGAUAUUCCUAGUACAGGUAUUUAA
Molecule: messenger RNA, 751 nt
Organism: Mercenaria mercenaria
Lineage: Eukaryota; Metazoa; Mollusca; Bivalvia; Venerida; Veneridae
Product: neurofilament medium polypeptide-like
Exons: 4
Coding region: 80-751 (223 amino acids)
Source: RefSeq, a predicted model, not a curated record